This is a messenger RNA of Bipolaris victoriae FI3, 282 nucleotides long. RefSeq lists its product as hypothetical. Bases 1 to 282 code for a protein of 93 amino acids. The record is from RefSeq and is a predicted model, not a curated record. Lineage: Eukaryota; Fungi; Ascomycota; Dothideomycetes; Pleosporales; Pleosporaceae. The transcript has 2 exons.
AUGCACUUCAACAUCCUCACAGCAGUAGCUUUUCUCUCCCUCGCAGGAACGAGCAUGGCCGAUUGCACGAUGUAUGCGAAUCUCUACUGUGAAAACCAGGGCGGAGCGCAUCCCAUGGCAACCCCUUAUAGGUGUUUGGCUACGCCGAGUGAUCCUAGUAAUGCAAAGGGUCCGUCGAAUAAUUGGUGUCGGUUCGUUAGGGGUUUCAAUGAUACGAAGUGGUAUUGUGUAAGUUUCAUGCUUUGUUUUUUUAAAGGGGGUUUGGGGUUAAUGGAGAUUUAG